GCAAGUUGAACAAUGUAAUCUAAAGGAACUACUUUUUAACGCGGUAUAAUUUUUCUAGUGAGUAAAUCAUUUGGCUUAGUAACGGAGAUUCCCGUGUAAACAGUUUCUGCAUGAUCAAAAAAGAAAUCAGCUACAUUAAGAAAUUAAGGUCAUGAACGUCUGCUAUUUUAGAAUGUUGAUUGCAUGUUGAUAAAUCGUUAACUGCAUUUGUUUUUAAUUCUGUUUAACACGGUUCCUACAGCAGUAGCAGUGGAGCAACAUUGAAAACAUGUCAGAGGACAAGAAACCAGAGACGGAGAGUCCCAGUAAGGACAAAGGCGCUAUAGAGGACAGCGCCUUCGAGUCCCUGGAGAAAGACUUCCAAGAGGUGCUCAAUGAAUUGAUGGGCGAUCGUAGUUUGGAGAAGUUCCGGGUCGAGUAUGAGAAGUUACACAGGGCCCUGCGCAAGUCGCAUGACAGCGAGAAGAGACUCAUGACCAAAUGCAGAGAGCUGAACAGCGAGAUCGUUGCCAAUUCCGCAAAGGUCUCCACGGCACUACGACUGUCCCAAGAGGACCAGACGACCAUUGCACAGCUUAAGAAGGAAAUCGAAAGAGCGUGGAAGAUGGUGGAUGCGUCCCACGAGAAAGAGCAGCGUGCUCGCGAGACGAUCCAAUCUCUCAAACUUGAGAUUGCCAAUUUGAGUAAGCUCGUUGAGCAGGGAGCUGGUCUGACUAUGGGACAGGAACACAGUGUGAAUGAGUUGCUGAAAGCCAAGGAAGACCUGACCAAAGAGCGAGAUGAGCAGCUUGCCGAGAUCGUCAAACUCCGUGAAGCACUUACAGAGAGUGCUACUAACCAACAGAAAGCUGAACAAGAUAGGACCGAGGCAGAGAAUAAGAUUGCAGAGCUUGCUCAAGAUAUUCAAGUCCGCAGCAAUGAAGCGCAGCGUGAGACCAGACGUAAGGAGAAGCUUGAUCGAGAACUGAAGCAAUCCCGGGUGGAGCUCGAGCAGAAAGCCGGCGACAUCAAAACGAUGCAGCUCCAGACAGGGCGCUACAAGGACGACAUCGGCCGCUUGGAGACUCAGCUCAAAGAACAGAAGAUUCUGUAUGAGCGUACCCUGAAGGACACGGAUGUUUUGAAUCAGCGCUUCAGCAAACUCCAGCAAGAUUAUGACCAGCAGCUGAUCAGCUGCGAUGGUCUCGCUCAGGAGAACCAGACCAGGGUCGUUGAACUCAAGGCUAAGGAAGAUGAGAUCGGUGCCUUGAAGACGGACACUGUACGCCUUACUAAGAUGCGUGAGACGAUUCAGCGUAAACUCCGCAACGUGGAGGAACAGAAGGUUGACACAGAGUCCCAGAAAGAAACGCUCAAGUCACAGAUAGUGGCGCUUGAACGAGAAAUCGAGACCAACAAGAAGCAAGUUGAGAUGGACCGUAAGGCGAUCGACGACCUCGUCCGCGAACGAGACAUCCUCAAUAAGAACCUCCUGAAGGCGGCCAACGCCACGCAGAAGCAGCUCAACCUGGUCAAGCUCCACGAACAGUCCAAGAAGAACCUGGAGCAGGAGAUCCAGAAUUAUAAAGACGAGGCGCAGAAGCAACGUAAGAUCAUCUACCAGUUGGAGAAAGAGAGAGAUAGAUACAUCAAUGAGGCCAGUGAUCUCACCCAAAAGGUUCUUCAACACAUGGAGGAUGUCAAAGUGCGUGAGAUGCAGAUCUUUGACUACAAGAAGAAGAUUGCGGAGGCAGAGACCAAGUUGAAGCAGCAGCAGAAUCUGUAUGAAGCAGUGCGCAGUGACCGUAACCUGUACAGCAAGAACUUGAUUGAGUCUCAGGAUGAGAUCACGGAGAUGAAACGUAAAUUGAAGAUUAUGAACCAUCAGAUAGAUCAGCUGAAGGAGGAGAUUACUGCCAAGGAGGCAGCACUGGUUAAGGAGCACCUUGAUCAUCAAAGGGUUGAGAAGGAGAAAGAGGCCCUGAAGGGAGAGCUGCAACGCAUGAAACAGCAGGCCACCGAGAGCAAGGCCUACAUCGAGGCCCAGGAAGCGGAGGAACGUAAACUCCUCAAGAUCAUCUCCGAGGCAGAUGCGGAGCGUCUCCGCCAGAAGAAGGAACUUGAUCAGGUGAUAAGCGAGCGAGACAUUCUCGGUACCCAACUGGUCCGUCGUAACGACGAGCUGGCCUUACUCUACGAAAAAAUCAAGAUUCAGCAGUCCACACUGGCCAAGGGGGAGAUGCAGUACCGGCAGCGCCUGGAAGACGUCCGACUCCUGAAAUUAGAAAUCAAGAAGCUGAGAAGGGAGAAGAAUAUUUUGAACAAGAGUGUUGCCAAUGUCGAUGAUCUGAGACGAGAAGUCUACCACCUCCAGCGAGAGCUCCUACGGGAGCGAACUCGCUGCAAGGCCCUGGAGGAGGAGCUAGAGAACCCCAUGAACAUCCACCGCUGGAGGAAGCUGGAGGGCUCUGACCCCAGCACCUACGAGAUGAUUCAGAAGAUCCAGACUCUGCAGAGGCGUCUUAUACAGAAGACAGAAGAGGUGGUGGAGAAGGAACUUCUGAUUCAGGAGAAAGAAAAACUGUAUAUUGAGUUGAAACACAUACUGGCCAGACAGCCAGGUCCCGAGGUGGCUGAGCAACUGCAGAUCUACCAGCAGACUAUGAAGGACAAGACCAAACAGCUGAAGGGGAUGGCAUCAGAGCUGAACAUGUACGAGUCUCAAGUUCAGGAGUAUAAGUACGAGAUAGAACGACUUGCUAGAGAGCUACAAGAAGUGAAGAAGAAGUACUACACACAGAAACGAAAGGACCAACAAGUCAGAGAGCGAGAUCGGUCAAUGGCUCAGGCUGGUUCAGCCCCCAUCCAACCACAGCGUACGGACGGCCCUCGUUUCACUGGCGGUGGUUUCAACCUCAAGCAGCCCGGACUGGGUAAAGUCACGUCAUAGAUGAAACAACCUUCAACCGCGAUCUUGAGAAUCGAAAUAUCUUACGUUUUUUUUUUAUCAAAACAAGAGAGUUCCGUCCACUUGGGAAAUAAUUUACUUCAAUGUUAAUGGAUUUAUGAAUGCAUUUAUGUUAUAAUUAAAUAUAAAAGCGUGCAUAAUUAUUAUUACAUGGCUUUAUUAUUUCCAGGGUGCAAACAAAUAACAUUCCCUUUGUUGCGUUUUGGUUGCUUUGACCCUGGAACUUCUUUGUAGGAUUUUAAUUUAACAUUUACUUAAACAAGCUCUUUCAGUUAUAAUGGCCAAACAGGGAACGUUUUCACCCAGCACUUUGGCAUGGCAAAAUAUUUCCACACAGACUUAACAUACUUUGUGCGCACUGAAUGCUAGUAUUGAGUAGCAAUUGCUGAUGUUUUUAGUAGCAACUAAAGCAUUUUGUGUUGCAUUUUGCUCUGCUAUAAAAGGGAAAUCGUUAAAUAAUGUUGGAGGGGACGUAUUGUGCCGGCUGAAGAAAUGUGAUAAAGAUCAUUUCAGGCUUAAUAAUUCGUGGAGGUAACAAAGGCGAUUCCCUCCAUGUCCUUUGGUUAUUGCCUUGAUGCCCUUGAAAUGUUCAAGUAGAAGUUUACAAUUUCCUCAUAGGGUGCCCUUUACCUGGGAGAAAAUGCCUUGGUGCCCUUGCACUUUCAAAAAAAAAGGAAGCAUAAAGGCCUGAAAUUUGAUGAUUGCAAUACACGAGUCUUACGCCGGUUGGUCUGAACAGCUUCGUCACCGCGCCUCGACCGAACACGCGAAAACGCUCAACCGAUUGACCAUGUUUAUGGUUGGGGUCGCCAACACACUCCUGCUUUGCAAGUCAAUCCAGCCAAGUGUGAACAUUGCUUUAUUCUCCCCAGGAAAGGGGGGGGGUUGCUUGUUGACAUCUGAGUGACUUGAUUAGUCUCUCUUCAGUGUGUUGACAAACCAAUCCUUCAUUAGGGCAACUGCCAUGAUCUGGGUUAUUAAUUGGUUAAUCAUUACCCCGUGAAACAAUCAAAAACUACAAUAAACACCGACAGUGAUUGUAACUGACAAAGUGUAUAGCCAUGAUGCACACAUCACCGCUGUCACUCUGUAGCCAUAAUCUGGGUGAUUUUCAUAUUGUGAUAACAAAAACACAAGGACAGGUAGAAUUGUAUUUUGACAGUUUUCCCUUUGUUUGGUUUGCCCUAUAUCUGUCACGACCAUCUUCAUUUGAGAUGAGCAGAAUGGGAAAGUAUUAAGCUAAGCUGAACGUGAGUCCUUGCUGAUAAACACUGAGUGUGGGUGUAAUCUGUAACAUGGUUCCGUGGUUAGAGAUGACAGUGAGCAUGCAAGGUGGUAUAUUGUGGUGACUUCAUCUACAAAUUACACAGUCAACCCUCCUACUGUCUGACCAUUUAAUAUCAUGUUGUUUGAAUGACACGUUGGCCUACAAAAUGGUAUCAUGUGGUGAAAGCUACACAUUGAAUAGUAAACUCUCCUACUGUCUGACCAUUUAAUAUCACAUACGCUGUGUUGAAUGACACAUUAACAGUUGGCCUGCAAUGUGGUAUCAUUUGGUGAAGGCAUCUACACGUUACUCGGUCAACCCUCCUACUGUCUGACCAUUUAACACCAUGUUGUAUUGAAAGACACAUUAACUAUGUUAUUCUGCAAUAUGGUAUCAUCAACCCUCCUGCUGUCUCACACUGGUUAACAAAAAUAAUUACUCAUGUGCUACCAAAGUGGUCUUGCAGGGUAGCAUGUACGGCAGUUGGUUGCCACUAGGUUGCCUGAUGUAAAAGUUGCCCCGUGUGACAAGGCCAUAAGCCUCUACCCCGCCAUGUGUUUAUGUAGAGCAGAUGCAAAUACAAUCCUAGGGGAGCGGGUUGGGUGGCGUAAGGCACCCUUCUUGGGCCUGUUAAAUGGCCACCGUGGGCUUGCAUGUAUUUUCAUGCAAGCCUCGAUUUGAAAAUCCAUUUUGUUGUACGCAAAUCAUUCAAAGUUUUCACUCGUGAAAGCCUCAGGUUGAACCGCCACCAGUCACCUAUCUCUGCUCCUCUGAGCAACAUCUAAAUGGCCGCCAAAAAGUUAUUACAAAAAUUGUAUGUUGGCUCAGCAAGUGGAUUAAGAGACUCGACUCCCACCCAGCAGGAAGUACUGUGCAUUUAUGUUAGCCACGGGGAUAACAGCAGACGCUGUAUCAUAACAUAAUCAUUGUGUAUACAAGCCACAGGCAGGAUUUUACUCUAAUAUAGUGGUCCCUGUGGCGCCCGGGUGAUGUAUUAUUAUUAAGUGCUGUUUUGCAGUUACUAUCUCUCUCUCUCUAUUGGAAAUGGUACACACCCCCUGUUCUGUGGGUAUGUUUGUUUCAUUAGAUUCAUCAACACAAUAAAAACAGAGGGUUUCUCAUAAAAACAUGGAUGCCUUCUUUAAACUGUUACAAGUAAUUGUACGGACUCUACACUGGUGUGCAGACUGUUAUGGAGUGAGAACGACACUACUUAAGUUAUGGAAAGGUUUGCGGUAACACCAUGUAAAGACUAUCUCUAAUGAGUUGGGGUGGUUCUCCAACUCAUUAGAGAUAGUCAUUACAUGGUGUUACAGCAAACUUUUCCAUAUCGUAUUUCCACCAUGCAAACUUUCGAAUCCUACUGAUAAUACUUAGAGAACGCUACCGCACCUCUAGUUUACGUUACGACCAUGCCACACGAGGCGAUCUAUAUGCAACCAGUUCCAGGCACUAUCCAAAAGAGAAGGCAUUCACAUUCAAAUGUUCUCACAUUCUUCUUAGAGAUCGUAAGAUAUUACUUACUCUAGGAUACCGAAGUGGUCCUGUUGCAUGUAUAACUGCAGUUGGUUGCCUCCAAGUUGCAUGGGAAAAAUUGUCUCGUGUUACAAGGCCGUUGUGCGGUACAUUAUUUGGUUCGUAUCGGUGACGUACUAUCUGCUUCCUAAAAAUGUAAUUUUCUAACAAGUUAAAGGAACACGUUGCCUUGGAUCGGACGAGUUGAUCUAUAAAA
Messenger RNA from Asterias rubens (European starfish), 5946 nucleotides. RefSeq names its product cilia- and flagella-associated protein 58-like. The coding region runs from base 269 to 2929 and encodes 886 amino acids. The record is from RefSeq and is a predicted model, not a curated record. The transcript has 16 exons. NCBI's taxonomy places the organism in Eukaryota, Metazoa, Echinodermata, Asteroidea, Forcipulatida, Asteriidae. Gene Ontology annotation, cellular component: cytoskeleton.